AUGGUAAAAAUAAAAACCAUAGUUUUUAUAUUUUUAGUUUUUGUAGUUUUAAUAAAUGGUUUGGAAAAUUCUAAAUGGAAAAAAAUUAAUAAAUUUAAUUCCAAUAUUAAUAAUGAGAAUAUUUUAUAUAAUAACGAAACUCAAUCUAUAAUAAUAUAUAAUUCAAACUCAGUUUAUAUUAAUUACAUAAUACCACUAAAACCAAUUUAUCCAAUCAAAUUAAAUAUUACAAUGAAUAUGAUAAAAUAUUGUGCAAUAUUUAAAAAUAUAUUAUAUGUAAAUGGGAAAACCCUGGAAACAGAUUCAUCCUAUUCAUUAGAAUUAAUAAAUUUAAACACAACAAAAACCAUUAAAAUAUUUAAUAAUAUACAAAGUUCUGAAUUUAAAUCAAUAAAAGUAAUAAAUGAAGAAAGAAUUAUAUAUAUCGAAGAUGAUCGUCAAAUAACAAUUUUUAAUUUAAAUAAAAAUGAAAUAGAAAAUUCGUUUGGAAAAGAACAAUUAAAUAGCGCACCAAAACAAAUAGAUAUUAACUAUAAAAAUUUGAAUGUAUUCAUAUUGGGCCAAGAUUCAAACAUUAAAUUAUUUAAUUUGGAUAAUGGUACUUUUAUAGGUGAUGUUGUUUUUUAUAAAGAUUUAGGAAAUACACCAUUCGAUCAAACCAAUGAUAUUAAAUCUAUACAAUUUGAACCAAAUGAUAAUAUUUUAUAUUUAAAUUUUGGUGAUUUUAUAUAUGGUUUUAAAAAUUCAAUCAUUACAACAAAUCCACAACAACAACAACAAAAAGAAAUAAAUUUUAGAAUAGUAAACUCGAUAACUAUAUCAAAUGAUUUAAUGAUUGGAAAAAAUGAAAAUGAAAUAAUCAUUGUAAAUGGUUUUAAAAUUGAAAUCUAUAAAUAUAAUGUUCCAAUUAUAAAGACAACAAAAUACAAUGAAGGUAAAAUAGAAAUUAUUGGUAAAAAUUUAAAAAAUAUUACAAGUAUUUAUUUUUUAAAUGAUAAAGAUAAUGAAUGUUUAGAUAUAUAUAAUGAUAAUGGUGAAUAUAUUACAUGCAACUACAGUCAAAUUAAAACCAAAUUUAAAUCUGAUGAAUCAUAUGAACUAGCGGUAAUUUUUGAAACAAAUAAUGGUGAUAGUAAUGAAGGUAAUAUAAACUAUGUGACAGGCCAAUUGGAAUAUACCGAUGAUGGUUGUGAAGAAGGUUUUUGGUAUGAUAAGGCAUCGCAUGUUUGUAAAAGAUUAAAAAUAAAUAAUAUUACAAUCAGCAAAUGUAGUUUUAAUGGUAUUAUAAUUUCGAAAAUUGGCACCUGCCCUAAACUAUGGAGACCACUAUCUAAAAGGGAAGAGUCGUUAAGAGAUAACCCAAUAUUUAAAUUUCAAAACUGUCUUGCUGGUAACCUAAAAAUGAUUAGUGAAAUAGAUUUAGUAAAUUCUAGAAAUGUAAAUACAUUUGUAUCAAAUGAAACUUUAUGCAAAUACUAUAUUGAAAAACCUACCUAUAUUGAUAUAUCUAAAGCCUUGACAAUAUACCACUUUAAUUGCUUUGAUAUGUAUGGAACCAAAAGUAUUAUUCAAAGAAACACACCAAUUAUACCGGAAGAAUGUAAUAUUACAAAUACUGAAAAGGAUCUAGAUAUUUUUGUAAAUAAAAUUGACCUAUGGUCAAUUGGUAAAAGAUGUUUAAAUGGUGUUAGAAAAAUAAUUGGUAAAUCAUCUACCAUUUGUGAAUGUAAUAAAGAAUGGAGUGGUCCACAAUGUGAUGUACAUAUGUGCUUACCUGGAUUUACACUUAAUAAUGAAACUGGAGUUUGUAUUUGUAAUAGACACUGUAAUCACAAUGAAUAUGAAAUAUUGGAUCCCUCUACCUGUACCUGUAUCUGCGAUUUAUCUAAACCCUUCCGUUGUGCAAAUGGUUUAUGCUCUGAUUCUGUAUCUACUUGUUUAAAUGACUUUGACCAAUUUAAGUGUGACCACAACUAUCCUUUUAAAUGUUUAAAUGGUGGAUGCUAUUCAUCACCCAAUGAAUGUAAAUCAAGUAUACCUGAAUGCUUGACUAAAGAAUGCUGCUGGAAUGGUUUGUUAAAAUCCAAUGAUAAGCAUACAACCAAAGCUGAAUGUCCAAUAUUACCUAGUUGUCCAAAAAAGUAUCCAUUUAGAUGUAUCGAUGGUACCUGUAAACUUAGUGUAAAACAAUGUUUAACCAAAUCAUUGGUACUUUUAAACCACUGCAAUAGUACACAAGUGUGUCCUGAUGGUUCAUGCCCGCCCUGUUCAAACUAUGACGGAUGUCCACUGUCACUACCUAUUCUUUGUUCCAAUGGUGAAUGUACCAAAACCAACUCCUCCAAUUGCAAAUACGGCAUUAUUGAUAGAAUUACCUCUAACGAACUAUUACCAGAUAUUACAGAUCCAAUAAACUAUCUAAAAGCUGAAACCCUACAAAUGUUUUAUCCCAUAUCCAAUGAUAUUAAAAACAAUGAUUUACUACCUAUCUAUAUUAAACCAAUUAGUACAAGUCUAACAAUACAAUUUGGUAAAAAAAGUGAAAUCAAUGUUUAUAGUACAAUUAAAAAAGAUUUAAUUGGUAAAAUAAACAUAAAUAUACCAAAAAAUAUUAUUAAUAACAACAUCAAUAACAAUGGUACAACUGAAAUUCUAGUUAAACCUGUUGCAGAUUCAUAUUUAAGGCAAAUAAAAUUUUCAUCUGUAAAUUUAACAAGAUCCAAUGCAAUCUAUUCAUCAGUUUUAAAUAUUACUAUACCAAUAUUAAAAAAGGAUGAAUCAUUACCAUUUUUAACCAACAUUACUUUAAAAAUUAUAAAUAAUCUUAAUAUUACAAUAGAUAAUUCAAAUAUCAAUAAUUUUUGUUUGGGUUUUAUAAAUACAACAAAUAAUCAAUGGGAAUGUGUAAAAAUUAAAAACAAAAUUUUAAAAUUAAAAAUUAUAAAUAAUGGUGAUGGUGAUGGUGAUAAAACAAAACUAAUGGUAAUGGGACAAACGAAUCACUUUACAUGUUUUGGUGUUUUAUUAAGAGGUGAUAAUAAUUUCUUUUUAAAUCAAAACAAUAAAAACAAUAAAUAUCGUGGCAAUAUAAAAGAUGAAGAAGAUGAAAAAUACAAUAGUAAAGGUGGUUUUAAAAUACCCACUCCGAUUUUAGUUGGCUCUAUAGUUGGGGUAGUGGUAUUUGUAAUAUUAUGUGUUUGUAUAAUAUUAAUUAUAGUAUCCUAUAAAAAACAUGGUAAUUUUAAAACUAUGAAAAGUAUAUAUAUUGAAAGAUUAAAAUAUAAAAGAUCAAAAGGCAAUGGUAAUAAUAAUAACAAUAAUAAUAAUAAUAAUAAUAACAAUAAUUCUAAUAAUAAUGAAAAUCCAAAACAAAAAUAAACAAUUAUUUUUAUUUUUUU
This is a messenger RNA of Dictyostelium purpureum, 3398 nucleotides long. RefSeq lists its product as uncharacterized. NCBI's taxonomy places the organism in Eukaryota, Evosea, Eumycetozoa, Dictyosteliales, Dictyosteliaceae. The coding region runs from base 1 to 3378 and encodes 1125 amino acids. The record is from RefSeq and is a predicted model, not a curated record. The transcript is spliced from 2 exons. Gene Ontology annotation, molecular function: protein binding.